AUGGGACCGCCUGCCUUUCAAGCAUAUCGCUCUGCGCGAUUAGUAGCGUCAUCCAUCGCCGCUUCGCAAAGAGCAUCCAUUUCAUCGAAGCCCAAGCCCGCUCUGCCGCGCUCUUCAACAAUACCCCCAGCCCCUGCCGCCCGUGUCGCGCCAGCCUCCAAAAACGCGAAUCAUGGCGUGAUCGACCCUCAAGCAGCCAUCCCGGAAGCCUCUACCGUCGCCGACGUCGACCCGACCCUCGCCGCUGAGAUACCCACAAGUGACAGCAGCAGCAGCGGCACCCCGCUGUCCCCAGCAUUUGCCGCCGCGCUAAGCGGUAGCGGCAGCGGCAACGGCAAUGGUAAUGGCAACGGGACCGGACCGAACGGUCAGGCCAUUGACUGGUCCUCGUCCUUCCAUGGGCUCUCGACCACGCCGUUUAGCCCCGAGACGGCGGCCGUGCUGAUGCAGGCGCUGGACCCGAUCGACAUCGAAAUCAAGCCCGACGGGAUCAUCUACCUGCCCGAGAUCAAAUACCGGCGGAUCCUGAACAAGGCGUUUGGGCCUGGCGGUUGGGGCCUGGCGCCGCGGGGAGAGCUGAUAGUCGGCGAGAAGGUGGUGACGAGGGAGUACGCAUUGGUGGUGCAUGGACGCUUCAUCGCCCAAGCCCGCGGCGAAUGCCAGUACUUUUCCGAGGAGACGAUCCCUACGGCAGGUGAAGGGUGCAAGUCGAACGCAUUGCUGCGGUGCUGCAAAGACCUGGGCAUAGCCUCUGAGCUGUGGGACCCGCGGUUCAUCCGCGCCUUCAAGAAGGCGCACUGCCACGAAAUAUGGGUCGAGCAUGUCGCGACCAAGAAGCGGCGGCAGAUAUGGGUGCGCAAGGACAGUGAUCCAGCGUAUCCAUAUCAAGCGGUCAGGUCGACGGGUGCCAGAGUAUAA
Messenger RNA from Canariomyces notabilis, 918 nucleotides. Its product is annotated as mitochondrial genome maintenance MGM101. Lineage: Eukaryota; Fungi; Ascomycota; Sordariomycetes; Sordariales; Chaetomiaceae. The transcript has 3 exons. Bases 1 to 918 code for a protein of 305 amino acids. The record is from RefSeq and is a predicted model, not a curated record. Gene Ontology annotation, molecular function: single-stranded DNA binding. Gene Ontology annotation, cellular component: mitochondrial nucleoid; mitochondrial chromosome. Gene Ontology annotation, biological process: interstrand cross-link repair; recombinational repair.